AUGGAUACAACACUGAUAGGGCUGAACACUCGAAAGAGCCCGAAUAAUACGCUGCUGGGCCCAGAACAAUCCCAGCGUACAGAAAUAUUUGCGUACAAUAACCAUCACGAAAGCAUUUUUGAUGAUGCUCGGUAUUUCCCGAGUUUGAGCGGUGCAGAUGAGUCUGUGGUGAAGUUUGACGAAGCAACUCCAAGCUAUAUUAAUAGAGCCACUCUACAGGCGCUUUUGGUACAUAUGACAUCGCCUGAUGUCAUAGAUUACAAUCUUUUAUGUGACUUUUUCCUCACGUACCGUACGUUCUCGAAUGCUCACACGGUAAUGAACUUACUCCUCAUAAGGCUCGUUUGGGCAUUGCAAUACGUAAAUUCGGGAUCUGAAGAUACGGAGAAGAUUGGAAAACUUGUCCUUCUACGCACAUUUGUGGUAAUGCGGCACUGGCUUCUAAAUUACUUCGUAGAUGACUUUGAACCCGAUGACAAAUUACGCGAUCGCUUUGCCCUGAAUAUGAAUAGUAUCACUAGCGAGUCGCUGUUCAUUUCGCAGGAAAACGUGUUUGAGCUCAAAAUUAUCACAGAUCUCAAAACGCAUUACUUAACUCAACUCAACCAAUUCUUUGGCACCAACUAUAAAGUUGAUGAUAAGCAAGAGGUCUACAAGAUGUUGCUUCCACUCUCUACCGAUAAUAGAAAUCAGAACAAGCUCCAGAAGUCCCAUACAGAGUCUUCAAUUCAUACAAACCCAUCCUUCCGGAGGCUGGCAAUGUUAUCGUUAUACGAUCUUCGAACCCACCACAAAUGCCUUGUUUUCGAAGGCGAUUCUGAGGAAGAAAAUCCACAGCUAUCCAUCCAAAAUCUUAUAUGUCACCAUAAAUCGUCCAGAGUCUCUUUGAACGACCGCCUUCAGGAGUUCAGAUCAUCACGAAUCCACAAACAGAACAUUUCUUCACGCAAGCCUCUACUGAGCAAGCAAUUGACCCCAAAAAAUAACUAUAUGAACAUCAAUAACUCUUCCCUUGCGCUCAAACGGACUGCUCGCCCUAAUGACAAUCAAGUGACCCUCAGCCAAAGCAAACUCGACCCAGGCUUUUCCACAAACGGUAAUAUCAAGCUUCCCACAUCUAGAAUUUUCAGAAUUGUGCCCUCAUCUCCUGUUAAAAAAAUGGAGAUUGAGUUGAGAGAUGAUUAUCUAGGCUCACCUAGAAGAAACACUCAAGGCUUUAGUCAUUCAAUUUUCAGGACGGACAGUCUCGCUCGCAAGGAUUCAUUUAAGAAAAUGAUGGAUGGUUGGAAAAAAUCAUUUCAGAAUGACUCAAAAAUGGUUUCUUCGGAUAAUCCUUUUAUCUAUCCAGAUCCCCAAGAAGGCGAGUCUCAUGUCCCAGCAGAGGUACAUGAUAUCAAUACGGCUAUGAGCUCUGGAAAAAUGUCGCUUCGAUCCGAUGUGCUCAGUGCUCGUAUUAUUGAUGAGCUCGAGUUUCUCAUCAGAUGUUAUGUUAAUGAAACCGGAAGUGGCCAUGAAAGCGCAAUGAAAAGAGCUACUGUCGCAUACUCGCGGUUGAGCAAAAACAAUGGUAAUACCAGGAUAAGCUCUUCAGGAAGUGUUUUGAUACAUAACCAUGAAAGCAGGUCUGAGGCACAUCUCCAAAACAUUCUAGAGAAAAAUAAUUCACAGAUUUUGAAUCAAUCAGCCACAGAAGAGCAGAAUCUUGAUAACAUUGAGCAAAAAUCAUCUCGUAUCAGCUCUUCUGAUUUUGUUCAAGGAGGUUCAGAAGCUUCUGGACAAUCUAGAGACUCAUCAUUUCACGGAAGAGUUACAAGUAUAGACUGGAAUGAUGAAGAUCUAAAAUUCGAGAACUCCGGUGAAAUCACCGCAAGGGAUCUCACCUUCCUGAGUCCCCUCACUCCAGAUUUCGACACACCGAAAAGCGACGAUUUUCCAAAGAAUCGUUCCUCACAGUCCUCCGGAUAUCGGUCCAGUGAUUUAGAUAGACUCAAUGAUGAGAUUCACGACUUGUCAAUAGCAAUGAGUCCUCAGUCAAUGAAAAGAAAGCCAGUCCUCCUGAAGGUUAAUCACUUUGCAGAUGCUCUGAGUACCCGCCGGUACUCCAAAUAUUCGCUCUCUUCAAAUCACUCGAGGAGAGAUUCGCUCAAGUCUUACAUGACGUAUGAUUCAGCUUUGUCUUUCCCUGUUGAUGGUCCGGAGAAUUCUCCCACAGGACCCAGUCUCAAGAAGAAAGUUGGCUGUCAUGACCUCCGUAAAAUGUUGCAAGACACAGCUAAAGAUGAUGCACCGGAAAUCACCGGUAAAUCUGCGGAAAAGACUCCGUCUAUACGAAGAAACUCAAUAGUGUCGCAUGUGUCGAAAAACCUGUCUCUUCGCCGCAGUGUUAGGUUCAGUACACUACACGAUUUGAACGAACUUCCUUUUAAUGACUAUGACACAAGCAUGGGGUCAUCACAGCGCAAGAUGCAGCUUCGUUUAUCCGACUUGGCCACCGUGAAUUCAAUUUUUUCUCAAUCGGUCAGCGUCAGAAACAAUUCUUGCAAGGAAGAAUGCGUAUCGUUUGACGCUUCUUCAACAACAUCGGCAACAGUUCCAGGUAUUAACACACAUGUACUCAAGGAAUUGGCUGCUAUUCCAGACGAAUCCUUUUCUGCAAGAAACCCAAUCAAGAGUGCUUUGUACAAAUUGGAGGGAAUUAGCGGCCUGAACUCCAAAACAAAUACUUCACUUGCAAGCCAUGAUUCAAUGUUCAAUAUUAGUUCUCCUGCCGUGUUUGAAAAAGCUCAAAGACUGCAAUCUUUGCAAGUGGUACAGGAAACGAAUUCAAAUGGAAUGGACACAGAAACAAGACAGAUUUUGGAUGAAAUUGAGAAUGCAGAUACAGAAGAUGCUAUAGAGUAUUCUUCUGAUAUAGAGGAAGCACUCGCAAAGAAACCUCUUACACCAAUAAAAACUCGUCCAAAAAGUAUGAUCAAAGUCUCUCUCUCCGCCUCCAAUAUUAACUCAUACUUGUUGGGAACUGCCGCCGAAAACAGAGCAUCUACAGGCCUUCUUAAUCCAAAAUUCGUUUUGGAAGAAUACACCAUUGUAUCUGACAAACUCAAAGUGGAAAACAUCUUGGAAUCGGGUACACAUGUCCCAUUUAUAUUGAGUUUCAGCUCUCGGAACUUAGCAGAACACUUCACCAUCAUUGAGAAGGAUAUGUUGCAAGAAAUUGACUGGAAGGAGCUCAUUGAGCUACAGUGGAACAAGGAUUUGACACCUGUGAACAGCUGGUUAGAGAUUAUUGCAAAUGAGAGCUACUACAAUAACAACAAGGGAGUGAAUUUGGUGAUUGCGCGUUUCAACCUCAUGGUAAAUUGGAUUAUUUCGGAGAUUCUUCUCACUAAAGAUGAGAGCGAGAGAAUAGAUGUAAUCUCACGAUUUAUUCAUACGGCGCAUCACUGUUUCAACAUGCAAAACUUUGCAACACUCAUGCAAAUUAUUUUGGCACUCACCAGUGAAAGGCUCAACAAAUUGCGUAGUACAUGGAACAAGCUAGCACCGGGAGACAUUUUGACAUUAAAAAACCUUGAACAGUUGGCUUCGCCAGUCAAGAAUUUCUACAACAUCCGCUUGUGCACGAAUGAGAUUGUCCCCUCGCGCGGAUGCAUUCCAUUUGUGGGUCUCUAUCUAUCAGAUCUUGUGUUCAACGCUGAAAGACCAAAAUUCGCGAAAUCAAAACAAACCGCGCCAAACACAUCUGGCAAUGACGAUUCAAUGGGCACAGUAGGCGACUUGAGUGGUGAAAUUGUAGGUGAAGAUGAGAGGAUGAUCAAUUUCUCAAGGUUCAGAACUUCAGUGCACAUCGUGAAAUCAUUGUCCCAGUCCAUCGAAUGGGCUAGUCAGUAUGACUUCUUGGUCGAUGAUGAGCUACUAAGAAAGUGUCUAUACAUCAAAUCUUUGGACGAAGAUGAGAUGAAAAAGUGUACCGAAAUACACUCGAAAACGAGCACCGAGACAGAAACAGAUGCAUAG
Australozyma saopauloensis is the source of this 4017-nucleotide messenger RNA. It is a transcript of the gene LTE1, whose product is annotated as mitotic regulator. Bases 1 to 4017 code for a protein of 1338 amino acids. Gene Ontology annotation, molecular function: guanyl-nucleotide exchange factor activity. The transcript has a single exon. Gene Ontology annotation, cellular component: plasma membrane. Lineage: Eukaryota; Fungi; Ascomycota; Pichiomycetes; Serinales; Metschnikowiaceae. The record is from RefSeq and is a predicted model, not a curated record. Gene Ontology annotation, biological process: positive regulation of GTPase activity; Ras protein signal transduction.